This is a messenger RNA of Vigna umbellata (rice bean), 992 nucleotides long. RefSeq names its product protein MIZU-KUSSEI 1. Lineage: Eukaryota; Viridiplantae; Streptophyta; Magnoliopsida; Fabales; Fabaceae. Gene Ontology annotation, biological process: hydrotropism. The record is from RefSeq and is a predicted model, not a curated record.
UCCUUUGUAUCACCAAACCCUGACAAAAAGCCACACAUUCAAACGAUAAAUCGCACACACAACCUUCGACAACAUUGCUCCCAUUCUUCAACCCAAAUCUCUCUCUCUCUCUGCUCAAAUGAAAACCAUUAUGGCAGCCAAAUUUCCUCAUGAAUCUUCGUUCUCCUUCUCAAGGAGAUAUUUCCAUUGGAAGAAGAAAGCAUUGGACGAAGAAGAUGAUGAUAACGAGGAAGAAAUACUCAACUUCUCAACUUCAUCCUCACACUUCCUAGACGAGAAACAACAAGAUUACAACCACCCACUUCAAAUGUCAUCACAACAUGCUACAGUGACCACCGAACACAAGAAAAAACCCAACCUUUCCAAGUUGAAGUCAGCCCUCACAGUCUUCACCAAGCGUACCCAGCUGGGUACGCGCGUGGUGGGAACGCUCUUUGGGCACCGGCGCGGCCACGUGCACUUCGCCAUCCAAGAAGACCCGAAGGCGGGACCCGCGUUCCUGAUCCAACUGGCGACACCGACAAGUGUGUUGGUCCGUGAAAUGGCGUCGGGGCUGGUGAGAAUCGCGUUGGAGUGCGAGAAAAAGAAGAGCGAAAAGAGUAACAGGUUGCUGGAGGAAGGUGUGUGGAGGACGUACUGCAACGGGAGGAAGUGCGGGUACGCGAGCAGACGCGAGUGUGGGCCUGAGGAGUGGAAGAUACUGAAGGCGGUGGAGCCCAUAUCGAUGGGAGCAGGGGUUUUGCCGUUGGAGGGUUGUGAAGAAGGUGAGGUUAUGUACAUGAGAGCAAGCUAUGAGAGGGUGGUCGGUUCAAGAGAUUCUGAGGCUUUCUACAUGAUGAACCCUGAUGGUGUUGGCGGUCCUGAACUCAGCAUUUACUUUAUCAGAGUUUAACACUAAACUUCAUAUUCAUACAAAUUGUUUAUGUUGUUUUUUAUCAUCACCAUGAUUACGAUGAACAUGACUGUCUUUGGCUUUGUUCUGUAUCAAGUUC